UUUACAAACAGACCAGGCCACAGUCAGGAAUCAGUGAUGAAAAAUUAUACGGCAAUAACUACAUUCAUCCUGGUAGGACUAACUGACGAUGCAAAUCUUCAAAUUCUGCUUUUCAUCUUUUUGCUUUUAACCUAUUUAUUGAGUGUGGUUGGGAACCUGACCAUCAUCACUCUCACACUGGUGGAUUGCCACCUUAAAACACCCAUGUACUUUUUCCUCCGAAAUUUCUCCAUUUUGGAAGUCUCAUUCACAACUGUCUGCAUUCCCAGAUUCCUCUACACAAUGGCAUCUGGGGACAAUACUGUCACUUAUAAUGCAUGUGCCACUCAACUAUUUUUUGUUGUUGUCUUGGGUGUGACUGAGUUUUUCCUGCUGACAGCUAUGUCCUAUGACCGCUAUGUGGCCAUCUGCAAACCUCUGCACUACACCACCAUCAUGAACAGCAGGGUCUGCAUCAAGUUCCUUAUUGGCUGUUAUUUAAUCGCUCUAAUCAUUGUCAUCCCACCUUUCGGCAUGGGCUUUGAACUUGAGUUCUGCAACUCCAAUGUCAUAGACCACUUUGGCUGUGACGCUGCUCCCAUCCUGAAGAUUACCUGCUCCGACACAGAGUUACUAGAGCGGUUUGUCUUGAUCUUGGCUGUGCUGACACUCCUGUUCACGUUAAUGUGUGUAGUGAUGUCUUACACAUACAUCAUUAGGACAAUCCUCAGAUUCCCAUCUGCCCAGCAAAGGAAAAAGGCUUUCUCUACUUGUUCUUCUCAUAUAAUUGUGGUUUCCAUCACUUACGGCAGCUGCAUUUUCAUCUAUAUUAAACCAUCUGCAAAAGAAGGGGUGGCUGUAAACAAGGUUGUGUCAGUGCUCACGACUUCAGUUGCUCCAGUCAUGAAUCCCUUCAUCUACACUCUGAGGAAUAAGCAAGUGGUUCAAGCUUUCAAAGACAUGAUCAAGAGGAUGGCCUCUAUCACAAAGAGCUAA
Peromyscus leucopus (white-footed mouse) is the source of this 975-nucleotide messenger RNA. Its product is annotated as olfactory receptor 6C2-like. The transcript has a single exon. Bases 37 to 975 code for a protein of 312 amino acids. The record is from RefSeq and is a predicted model, not a curated record. Gene Ontology annotation, cellular component: membrane. Gene Ontology annotation, molecular function: olfactory receptor activity; G protein-coupled receptor activity. NCBI's taxonomy places the organism in Eukaryota, Metazoa, Chordata, Mammalia, Rodentia, Cricetidae. Gene Ontology annotation, biological process: G protein-coupled receptor signaling pathway.